AUGGACCACAGCGAGAGCAGCGCCAUCGGCGACACCUUCGUAGACACCAACACUUCCGAGUUCCCCAUCCUGGGUGACAACGAGUCGCCCGUGACAUCCGACGGCCACCCAAGUAUGCGCAACAGCCACCACCGAUUCAGCCCCAACGGGGGCAGCAAGCGCAAGCUAGCGCAGUCCCCGCUCUCGCAGACGCGUUCGUCGUCCUCUUCGUCGUCGCUGGCUGCAUCUACAGCCUCCAACUCGCUCACUGACCGCCUCACAAUGAUGAAUAUUCCAACGCAAGACCUCAAGGGCGCCGUGUUCUACGGUUGGCUCUGGAAGCGUGGUCAGUCCUUCAAGACUUGGAAGAAACGCUUCUUCCUACUCAACGGCGCUGCGCUCACGUACUACACGCAAUGCUGCGUCAUCGCCUCGGACGUGUUGGGAGGAGGCACCCAGUGCCUUGACCUGCCCGUUAGAGGUGGUCUACGCGUUGCCAAGGUUGAACUCUCCGACAUGACCAGUUUUGGCCUGAAAAUCACCAGCUCCAGUGGACGUGUGCUCUAUGCGCAGGCAGGAGACCAGGAAUCGCGCGAGCAGUGGCUUAAAGUGCUGAAGGAAGCACCACUCUCGCGUGGCGAGAUGAUGGGACCGGUGCCGCUCCGCCGGACUAUGGCCAGUGACCUGUCGACGCAGCGUUCGUACCAGGCAGAGGGCAGCUCUCCUUACAUGCACACGGCCAUGAGCGUGCUCAGUAGCGACGACGGCGACGACACGCAGGAUUGUGACAUGCAGGGCUAUCUACAUGUGCGUGGAGGGCUUCUCCCUAGCUGGAAGAAGCGCUUUAUGACGCUAACUGACGGACACCUGACUGUUCGACGUAGACGCACACAACGUCUCUCAGAUCCACAGGAAGCGGACAAGCCAUUUGAGGUCAUCUCGGCUGUGCGCUGGAGCGGCCACGACAAUGGCCUGUGUAUCCGCCUGGAGAACCACAAGGAGCUGUACGUGUACGCCGACCACGAUGCCGACGCGUCCAUGUGGCUGGAAGCACUAAAGAGUUGCUAA
Messenger RNA from Phytophthora nicotianae INRA-310, 1047 nucleotides. RefSeq lists its product as hypothetical. The transcript has a single exon. The record is from RefSeq and is a predicted model, not a curated record. NCBI's taxonomy places the organism in Eukaryota, Oomycota, Peronosporomycetes, Peronosporales, Peronosporaceae. Bases 1 to 1047 code for a protein of 348 amino acids.